Molecule: messenger RNA, 4730 nt
Organism: Rosa rugosa (rugosa rose)
Lineage: Eukaryota; Viridiplantae; Streptophyta; Magnoliopsida; Rosales; Rosaceae
Product: putative pentatricopeptide repeat-containing protein At5g43820
Exons: 19
Coding region: 1314-3014 (566 amino acids)
Molecular function (GO): protein binding
Source: RefSeq, a predicted model, not a curated record
CGGCACAAUCUAGAGAGAUCGGUGUAUUCAAAAAAAGGGAAAAAGAAAAAACUAGAGAGAUCAGUGGUCGAGAAGAAGAACGACUGAGAGACAGAGAGAGCGUGUGUUUGUUUGGUUUGUGCGAAAUAGAUAGACGGAUCGAAGGGAAAUUUUCAGCUUACCAUCUGAGGACAAUUUGAGGAGAUCUUUUUGUUCGCCGAAUACAGAGAAAAGCGGCGACACGAAAAAAUAAAAAAAGGGAGGGAGAAGAGAACGGGAAAGAAGGAAGAGGAGGAGAAGAGACGGACGGGAAGCUCUUGCGUAAAAGAAUUGGAGUCAAGGGGAAGAGUAACAUUUGGGUCUAGGUUUUAAUCAGGUUUUAUGCAAAAGAGUUUCUGGAUUGUUGUUCUCCCACUGUUCCUGAUUUUGUUAUUUGGUGUUAGUUCAGCGUCCUCUUCUGAUUCAGAUAUCAGGAACAGUGUGGUAUCAAAAUUUGAAAAUAUUUUCAAAUCAGUGACGGCACCAAAAACUGUGGCGAGAGGGACAAAAAGAUUACUAAAAGAGUGUGCUGCUGAAAGUCAUCAAAGUACAGAGAGAAUUGAGCAAAGAAGAACUCAAUAUGCUGAUGAAAAAAGUUGAUGCAUUGAUGAAAGCCGUGGAGCAGAGUCUAUGAAAAUAAAGAGAGAAGCCGUAGCUAAGGCAGUGUAAACUUCACCAAGAGUGCUGCAACAUAGAACGCGAAAUUUGAGGUGCACUACAUGACAUUAUGCGAAUGUUAUAUAAGUUGAAAUAAGGCUGCAAAAAGGUUUUUGGAGCAGGUUGAAGCUUUGGAAAGAUUCACAGAGGCAAUAUCUUUUGGUGGAAUUAACUACGCUUUCCUGUCUUUUGAUACAGGUCACAUUGGCAGCAUCUGAGUUGAAUAAGCUGACAUAAGUUCUUAGGGAACUCUUUAAAGGCAGCAGUUCAGCUCGAAUUGUGCAAAAGUUCAAGUUGUUGGAGUCAUUUAAAAUUGCUCUCGAUAAAGGGAAGUUAUGUUGUAUGCUGAUGAAAAAAGUUGAUGCAUUGAUGAAAGCCGUGGAGCAGAGUCUAUGAAAAUAAAGAGAGAAGCCGUAGCUAAGGCAAAGUUUGCUCAAGAUUUGGAAGGUUUCCUGGACUGAUUUUAGAAAGAAGGAUGAUGACACAGUGGUAGAGAGUUUCACAUAUACUACUGAUUCCCGUCGUGAAAUCAGUGAAUCACUAUAGACCUUUGGAAGAAAACAGUUUAUAAAAGAAAAUUUACACUUGAAUUUGGUUAGUCUGAGUCUCUCUCUCUCUCCGGUCCAACUUCCAUUUUCAUGGCGUUUCACGGCGCUUCACGCCGUGUCCUAUCAUCGCUGCCAUCUCUCAGCAGCAGAGCCAGGUACUACCCAAUGCUUCACCUUCAUUCACCAAUUUCUUCGUCUCUCUUUUCAACUCUUAAUGCUCAAUCCCAACAUGAAUAUGUCAAAUUCAAUCCCAACCAGUCUUCUUCUCAUGACGAACCUUCUGUUCUUCACCAGCUCUCUGUUUUGUUACCAAUCCCCCAUCAAAUUUUACCUCCAAAACAAUUUGACCCCACUGAUUCGAAUAAGAAGGUAGAAUCUGUUAGGGCUGUGGAUGGGUUUUUAAUGCCCGACGAGAAAUUACGUGGGGUUUUUCUUCAGAAAUUGAAGGGUAUAGCUGUAAUUGAGCAUGCGCUCGACAAUGUUGGUGUGGAUUUGAGCGUUGAUGUUGUUGCACAAGUAGUGAAUAGAGGUUGUUUAGGCGGUGAAGCAAUGCUUGUGUUUUUUAAUUGGGCGAUUAAGAAGCCAAAUGUAGCUAAGCAUGUUCAUACAUACCAUAUAAUCCUCAAAGCAUUGGGUAGAAGAAAGUUCUUUAAUUAUAUGAUGCAAGUUUUGAAUGACAUGAGGAGCCAAGACAUACGUCUUGAUUUGGAGACUGUGUCGAUUGUGAUGGAUAGUUUUGUGAGGGUUGGACAUGUCUCGAAAGCAAUCCAAGUGUUCCGAAACUCGGCAGAGUUUGGGUUGGAUUGCGAUACUGAGUGUCUGAAUGUGCUUCUGCAGUGUCUGUGUCAGCGGUCUCAUGUAGUGGCUGCAAAUUCGUUUCUUAAUUCUGUGAAGGGGAAAGUGCGAUUCAAUGGCACUACGUAUAACAUUGUUAUUGGUGGGUGGUCGAAAUAUGGUAGAGUUGGUGAGAUGGAGAGGACUUUGGAAGCAAUGGUAGCAGGUGGGUUUAGUCCUGAUAGUGCAACUUUCAGUUACAUUCUUGAGGGUCUAGGAAGAGCUGAUCGGAUUGACGAUGCAGUUGAGAUUUUUGAGAGCAUGAAGGGGAAAGGUUGCGUGCCAGACACCGUUACAUACAAUGCAAUGAUCUCUAACUUCAUCUCUGUUGCGAAUAUUGAUGAAUGUGUAAACUACUUCAAGAGUAUGUCGAGUAAUGCUUGCGAUCCAAAUGUUGAUACUUAUACCAAAUUGAUUGCUGGUUUCCUUAAAGCCCGGAAAGUGGCGGAUGCACUGGAGAUGUUUGAUGAGAUGUUAAGUCGAGGAUUUGUUCCUACUACGGGGACUAUAACCUCUUUUAUGGAACCCCUAUGUAGCUAUGGUCCACCAUAUGCUGCUAUGAUGAUUUACCAGAAAGCAAGAAAGGUCGGAUGUAGAAUAUCAUUGACUGCUUAUAAGCUAUUGCUUAUGCGCCUUUCUAGAUUUGGUAAAUGUGGAAUGUUGCUAAACAUUUGGGAAGAGAUGCAGGAAUGUGGAUAUGCUUCUGAUAUCGAAGUUUAUGAGUAUGUAAUCAGUGGACUUUGCAACAUUGGGCAGCUUGAAAAUGCUGUACUUGUCAUGGAAGAGUCUCUACGAAAAGGUUUUUGCCCAAGCAGGCUUACCUAUAGCAAACUAAGUAACAAACUUCUUGCUUCAAAUAAGUUAGAGAGGGCUUAUAAGCUAUACUUGAAGAUUAAAGCUGCUCGUCGUUUUGACAAGACACAGAGAAUUUGGCGUGCUAGGGGAUGGCAUUUCUGAACUGACAUCUCUUGUGUUGCCAAGAUAUAAUCUUUCUUUCCUUCGUACAGCAAGUUGUUGACUUACCCGCUAGAAGAGUCGUUGUUCUAGAUAUUUCGUCAGAGAUUGGUUUGAUUAUAGAGCUGUCAUCUUAUUGGAUGAAUAUUAUGCUAGAACGCAAUACAUAUCAAGAUGGCUAAAGAAAUUCAUUAAACAUAUUAAUUAUUGAGUACUAACAAAGUACUUAACCUUAACACAGGAAAGGCUGGGGAAGAAUAUGCUUACAGUAGCAGAGGAGAAAGCUAUUCCUCUUACUGGCCCAGUAAAAUAAUUACAAGAGUGACAUGUUGGAACUCCAAAGCGUUUUGAUUUUUCUGGAUAGGGAUAGAUUUAUGAAGUGAAGCAUGGUGCCCAACUGAACUUUCAAGGUGAUUUUGGAGUUCAUGAGUUGGUAUGAAUGGAUGAAGAUGCUAACAUGGAAUUUAUUAAUCUGGCAGGCUGUCUUUAUAAAAUAUCAUGGCCAAAUGGGAAAAUGAACUCUUAUAAUGGCAGCAGCUUAAAUCAGAAUCACAGGUGAUGAUGAACAUAAUAUCUCCUUUACGACUUAUGAAGAAUUUACCAAGACUUUUAAUGUGUGGUCAUUUUGAUGAAGAAAUUUCGUUUGCCUAUCUUAAUUUCUUUGGUUUCUGAUGUGCAUGAAGUUAUAUGUGAUUUGCUGACCCUGACUCCUCAGAUGGUUGGUCAUCUUUUCUUUUUUCCCCUUAGAAACACAGAUAAACUGCAGCAUUCAGGAUUGCAUACCUGUACACCAUCCAGAAGUUUCCCUUUCCAUUGAUGUUUACCAUAAUGUGCAAAACUGGAUCAAGUUUUGCUUGCAGACCCAAGGAUUCUUGGUCAUUGGACGAAAAACCUUGACUGAGUUGAGGGAUAAGAUAUACUGUUUAACAGAUAAGGUGAUGGAAAAAGAUGGCCAGCAUAAUCAUUCAGGAUGUUUCCUCAUAGAAGUAAGAAGUUGAAUCCAUUUAAUGGUUAGUUUCAAAUGAAGAUGGUCUUUCCACUUAAUCCUAGUAAAUUGCUUAUCCUAUGUAGGAGAGAUUCUACAAAGAUCUGAGGGUUUCUUCUGCAUUAUAUUAUAGUUGAUCUGUAUAUGAUUGGCUUAGAAAUUUAAGAGAUGAUGCUCUAAAAAACUAAAAGUGGAGUGUGUUUUAGCUGGAAAAUUGCAAAAGAAGGAAAAAAGCAGUUGUAUGCAACAUAACUGGCUCAAAAUUGCCUCUGUUCCAAGCUGAUGAUAUGCACAAGACACAGUUUUGCAACUUGAAAUUUCAACCUUCUGAUAUGUCACCAGGGUGACUACAGACACAGUUGUAAUUAGAGACAUAAGGUUGCUUCAUCUAGAGGAUAUACAGAACAGGGCAGUUUAUCAAUUACUCUUAUUCCAAUUGAAGCUACACGUACAGAAAUAUAAAGUGUGUCAGAUGUAUAGUGCAACAAAGUUGACUGUCAAUGACAAUUGGAUUGCGGAGAAUCCCUGCUACUUCUCCGAUAAUUGCUACUUAUCAAUGUAAUCUGAAAACCAAAUGUUGAGGUUCGUAGUUAUGUUUAAUCAAGAGAGAUUGUGAGAGCGUAAUUUGGAUUUGUUUAGAAAAUGAUACAAGUCAUACAACCGCAUUAUGUUGUUGUCUGUAAGGUUGGGAAGUUUUCAAUCAUCGAUGUUUCCAUUUGGGAGUUUUAGUUUCA